Zasmidium cellare ATCC 36951 is the source of this 2103-nucleotide messenger RNA. RefSeq lists its product as uncharacterized. Lineage: Eukaryota; Fungi; Ascomycota; Dothideomycetes; Mycosphaerellales; Mycosphaerellaceae. The transcript has 2 exons. Bases 1 to 2103 code for a protein of 700 amino acids. The record is from RefSeq and is a predicted model, not a curated record.
AUGCCGCGCCACUCCUCUUCGCGGGAAGAUCAGACAGCUUCAAUGCAGAACGAAGUCCAGCAAGCAUCUGAUGAGGACCUUCAGUCCGAGACUUCUGACUUUGCGGCAACGCUGGGAUGCAAGCCGGAGCUCUUCCAGCAGGAGAUUCGACACAUCCCAUCAGCAACGGCAAUUGCGGUACCGGAGCGUAUCGCGGAAGAUCCAGGAUGUACGUGCGAUGGUCUUUUCGUGGAGUUCCUUGCCGUUAGGCGACGACCAAACUGCCCGCUCGGCAGGCCCGAGACAUUUUUCACCACAUCUACCACAUUGGCCGACUUCAUGGCGACAGCUUCGAGUUGUCAAGUAUGCAACUUCAUUAAGGGGCAGAUCCCUGAUGAACCUCAUCCGGGGUUCCCAUGGCGCGAGUAUGAGAGAGAACUGAUCUCAUUUUCCUACUCUGGUGGCGACUACAUUGAAGUGACCAUCGACCUCAAUGUCGGGAGCAGACCUAUUCGAGAGUUUGCAGUUGUACCAGUCUUGGAUUCCGACUUGGGUGACGCGGCUCAACAUGAUCUGAUUCGGUUCGUCCAAAAGAGCCCUAAGAACGAGGCAGCAAUUCAACUCUUGAAGCAAUGGCUCCGCCGCUGCGAAGAGCACCCCGCUUGUAGCGUCGAAGAGUCGCAGCGACACCUACCAUAUAGGGUGCUUGAUGUCGGCACCGAUCUCGCCCCUACUGUCAAACUGCACACCUCUGAUCAUGACGCGAGUCCAUACGUGGCGCUCAGCUAUUGUUGGGGUGGCUACAAAGGGAUUAUGCUCACGAGGUCUUGCAUCGAAGCUUUCCGUCAAGGCAUUAAUGAGAAUAAACUCCCCCAGACGUACAAAGAUGCCAUCUGGCUCGCACGAAAGUUGAAUGUUCGCUACUUGUGGAUAGAUGCGUUGUGCAUUGUUCAAGACGAUGGCGAGGAGUGGGCGGUGGAGUGCAGCAAGAUGAAAGAUGUCUACAGAAAUGCUCUGCUUACCAUCGCCGCUUCAAAUGCUGUCUCUGCAACUUGUGGUUUCCUUGGAGACCGUGAAGAUCAUGAGACAGCUCGGCCGCGGUGCGGUUCUAUCACUCACUGGGAUAAGACUGUAUCCUUCUAUCUAGAACCUCCCGGUUCACGGGUCGAGAUUGGCAACCUGCAUCACGUGAGGUAUGGAAAAUUGAGAGCACAGCCUCUAGCAUCAAGGGGUUGGGCUGUGCAAGAGCGCCUACUAUCUCGCCGGGUGGUGCACUUCACCCUCACUGGGAUGAUUUGGCAAUGCGUUGAGGCCACUCGCACGGAAGACGGGCUGAGGGGCAGACCACAGAAAUGUGUCGCAUCUAUAGGUCGAUCAGAUGCCUGGAGGGCGUGGCUCAAGAUCGUGCAGGACUACUCUGCCUGCCGCCUCAGCAAACCCUCGGACCGCUUACCUGCGAUUGCUGGAGUCAGUAAUGCGUUAAGCGCGACAACACGCGACGCAAUCAUCUUUGGACACUGGGAGAAGAACAUGGUCCUGACCCUCCUCUGGGAACGGUCCCAUGAAGCCCAACAAGCCCUGCUAGGUAAUGGACGGAACCCAUCGUAUCUGGCCCCGUCAUGGUCAUGGGCUUCGAUGGUCUCGCCUGUCUAUUUCCGACCAGACCUACCUGAAUUUUACGACUGGUCCAGAGCGAAGCUACUGGCAGACGUCCGCAAACUCCCGAUUCAACAGGUCUCGCCAUAUCUCGAAAACCUUGGCGAGGAAGGAGCAUUGUGGAUUAACGGCCCGGUUCUCUCCGGACGCCUUGGUGGACUCGAAAGCGCUCAUUUCUGGCACCUUGACAUACAAGUCGAAUUCGACCAAUUCCCGCACCAUACGCUCCACAUAUGGCUCAGCCUGGAUGAUCUACCUCCGGAGGCUGGAUUCAUCGAAGACUGUACGUUUGCACCUCUAGUACUUUCAGGUCUACUCUCUGGCAGCACAGAAUGUGUAGGCCUCCUGCUAAAGCGAAUCGACGAACGCACCACCCACUAUCGACGGAUCGGGAUUUUUUACUCUCGCGAUCCAAUAUUUCACGAGAACGAGCUGCUCUCCCCUAAGCGUGAUGUCUGCUUAGUCUAG